Molecule: messenger RNA, 3165 nt
Organism: Miscanthus lutarioriparius
Lineage: Eukaryota; Viridiplantae; Streptophyta; Magnoliopsida; Poales; Poaceae
Source: the annotation of a GenBank genome assembly
AUGAGUGGGGGAGCUGAGAUGAUCGCGGGCGCUGUUGUGCAGCGUCUCGCCGGCAUGCUCGGCAAUAAAGCCUGGGAGAGGGUCGAGCUGCUAUGGAACUUCAAGGAGGAUGUCGAAGGGAUGGAGAGAAUUAUGAUCGACCUCAAGCUUGCUCUUAGCUAUGCCGACAAGCGCUCCCGAGAGAGUGAUGGCCGUGACGAACUAGUGCAACCUUGGCUCACGAGGUACAAAUCUGUUGCCUACGACAUCGAAGAUGCGUUGGAUGAGCUGGUGGCUAAUGCAACCAUAUGGGAAAAUAGCAAAUGCACGGUUAAAUUGUUCUUCUCCUCAAUUAAUCCACUCAUUGUGCGUAUCACCAUGUCAAAUAAGACGAGAAAUAUUCGGAUGAAGCUAGAUAAAAUUGUUGAGGACCAGAAGAAAUUCCCUCUGCAACAACUGAUGCCUACCCCUACAAGCCAAGAUGGCAAUAAAAAUAGGAAUGAAACCUUUAUUGGUGAUAGAGAUGAAAUCAAGAUGGUAGGAAGGGGAAAAGAGAAGAAAGGCAUAUUAAACAAGAUGUUACAGAAAUACAGAGACCAAGAAAGCUCUAUUAUUCCUAUUGUUGGCCUUGGUGGUAUGGGCAAGACGACAUUGGCAAAAGUUGUUUACACUGACAAGGAAACAAAUAUGUUUGAUGUGAAAGCAUGGGUCCAUGUCUCUAUGGACUUUGAUCUAAGUAAGAUUGUGUCUGCUAUUAUAUCUCAGGUAGAGAAUAGCACUCCUGUUAAUAAUGCUGGACUACAAUAUCUGAAGUCUCAACUUGAUCGCAUAUUCCAUGAUAAGUUUUAUCUUAUAGUCUUAGAUGAUUUAUGGGAGGAAGGGAGGUCUGAGUUGGAGAAUCUCAUUAACAUGUUGCAAUCUGGAAAUAAAGGAAGUGGUCUGCCUACUGACCUUGAAGACAUUGGAAAAGGUAUUGCAUGUCGAUGCAGUGGAGUACCUCUAGUUGCUAAGGCUCUAGGUUUUGUGAUGCAGAAGCACUACACAAUAGAAGAAUGGAUGGAUAUAAAAAAUAGUAACAUUCUCGAUAUCAAGGAUGAUGACAAAGGAAUUUUAAACGGUUUGCUGCUCAGUUAUUACCACAUGCCUCCUGAACUUAAACUUUGUUUCAUGUAUUGCUCUAUCUUCCCUAAGAGCCAUGAUAUAGAUCAUGACUGCUUGAUCCAACUGUGGAUUGCUUUGGGGUUUGUUCAAGGUGCUGACAGGCAACUACUUCAGAAGACUGGCAUCGAAUAUGUAGACGAAUUCUUGGGCAUGUCCUUCCUUAAUAUCCAGACAUCUUCUACAGCGUUGGUUGCAAGAAUAUUCAAACCCACACUCAAACUUCGCAUGCAUGAUAUGGUGCACGAUCUUGCAAGACUUGUUGCUGCUGAUGAAUUCUCAUACACAAAUGGUGCAACAAACUUUAGUGCUAAGAAGGACAAGUUGAAUAGCCACUUUCAUUUAAUGAUAAAUCAAAAUGAGACAUCAUUGGACUACACAUCUUUUCUAAAAAAGGUCAGGGCCCUACAUUUUAGGGGUUGUGAUAGAAUGGAUCUCCCUAAGCAAUCAUUCUCACAGAUGUUAUGUUUGAGAGUUUUGGAUUUGAGUGGAUGUCAUUUAUCAGAUCUUCCAAGUUCAGUUUAUAAACUAAAGCUAUUAAGGUUUCUAGAUGCUUCCACCCUUCCUAUCUCAAAUUUAUCUAAAUCCUUGAACCAUCUGCUGAACCUGCAAACCUUGAUACUUGCAAAUAGUUCCCUAAAGACAUUGCCUGCAAACAUUGGUUGUCUUCAAAAGUUGCAAUACUUCGACCUAUCAGGAUGUGUCAACCUUUGUGAGCUUCCCAUUUCAUUCGGGAACCUAAGUGCUCUGCUCUUCCUAAACUUGGCAAGUUGCCAUGAACUGCAUACACUUCCAGAAUCCUUUGGCAAAUUGCAUAUGCUUCAAUUUUUGAACCUAUCAAAUUGCUACAAACUCCACUUGCUACCAGAAUCUUGUUGCCGACUUCAUGGUCUGGCGCAUCUUGAUCUAUCCGAUUGCCAUAACCUUGAAAAGCUCCCAGACUGCAUUGAUCAACUCUCUAAGCUUGAGUAUUUGAACAUGACAAGCUGCUCCAAGGGAGAAACUAAACCUCAGAGAGUUAACCGAACAGGAAUUUAUGGAGGAAGUGGUGAUUUAUGGGGCCAGAUUGUGGAACUUGAGAAGGCACCCUGCCAUGAUUUGCAUAUAAUUGGUCUUGAGAAUGUCAAGCAUUUGGAAGGGGCAGAACAAGCUAAAAUAUCAAACAACUCAAGUAUUACGUGGUUGACUCUCAUAUGGGAACAUGAUAAAGACUUCCCUAGUUGGAUGCUAGACAUUCCUUCCUACCUACCUCAUCUUACCAGCAUCUUUCUUUCUGAACUGAAAGGGUGCAGCCGGCUCCCUCCACUUGGGCGCCUGCCAAACCUGAGAGCAUUGGCCUUGUCUGACAUGCCCGAUCUCAAGUGUGUUGACAGAGAAUUUUAUGGGGACUAUGGAAGCUGCCAGAAGCUAAGAAUGAUUGUUUUGAAUAAAAUGGACAACUUGGAAUCGUGGUGGACAACGAGAUCAUCUACUGAAGAAGGCGAGUUCUUAAUCCCUAAUUUGCAUUUGUUGGCUGCUAUGGAUUGCCCAAAGCUGAAGUUCAUGCCUUACCCCCCAAGGAGCAUGGUGUGGAUGCUAGAGAACUGCGAGCACGUGCUGCCAGAACAUGGGUUUGGGAACCUCUCAUCUAGUACCUCUCCAUUUUUCCUUGUGAUUGGGGGCACAUCUCUUUCCUCUGAAUGGUGGCGUCGGACCCAGCACAUCUCUUCGAUAGAGGGUCUUGAGCUUAACAACAUCACAGGGCUUGGAACCUUGCCAGAGGCUAUUCGAUGCUUCAGGUCCCUCCGAAAACUCGCCAUAGUGUUGUGUGCCGACUUAGAGACACUGCCGGAAUGGCUGGGAGACUUGACUUCAUUGAGAGAAAUUCGCAUCGACGAGUGCCCAAAGGUGUCUUUGCUGCCGGAAAGCAUACAUGGCCUUACUGAGUUGAAGAAACUACGGAUAAUUAACUGUCCAGAACUGUUCGAGAAGUGCCAAGGAGAGGACAAGCACAAGAUCGCCCAUAUUCCAGAGGUCACAUCCGUGUAG